Molecule: messenger RNA, 3234 nt
Organism: Pelodiscus sinensis (Chinese soft-shelled turtle)
Lineage: Eukaryota; Metazoa; Chordata; Testudines; Trionychidae
Source: RefSeq, a predicted model, not a curated record
GCUAUUCAAAGCCCCGGCUGUCUGAAGGAGAUAGUCCCUGCUCAGGACGUGUGGAAGUAAGACAUGGCGAAACAUGGGCGACACUAUGUGAUGCACACUUUGAUCUCAAAGCUGCCAGUGUUAUCUGUAAUGAAUUAGAGUGUGGAACAGUUCAGUCUAUCCCAGGAGGAGCUCACUUUGGAGAAGGACAUGGGCUGAUCUUGACUGAGGAAUUCCAUUGUGCAGGGAAUGAGUCACACCUGGCAUACUGUCACAAGAUAGCACAUGGGAAUCAGACGUGCUCACAUGCGGAUGAUGCCAGUGUCAUAUGCUCAUGGCUCACAGGGUUCCGGCUGGUGAACGGCAGCACAGCCUGCUCCGGGAGGGUGGAGAUCCAGGAGUUUGGUGCCUGGGGAACCCUCUGUGACUCGCACUGGGAUCUAUCAGAUGCCAACGUUCUCUGUCAUCAGCUUGACUGCGGAUUCGCUGUGUCCGUGCCAGGAGGAGGGCACUUUGGGAAGGGAACCGGCUCUGUCUGGCCAGAGACAUUUCACUGUAAAGGGACUGAACCCCAUUUGUGGCACUGCCCUGUCACUGCCCUGGGGGCCUCUCCGUGCUCACACGACAGUGAUGCCAGUGUGGUUUGCUCAGGUCUCUCUGGGGCACUACAGCUGCUGAAUGGAGAAGGCCGGUGCGAUGGCAGAGUGGAGAUUUCCCUCCGUGGUGUAUGGAGCCAGGUGCUGGAUGACCAGUGGGACAUGAACGAUGCCAGUGUGGUCUGCAGGCAGCUCCAGUGUGGAGAGGCUGAGAGAGCUUAUAACCCCCCUUCGUCUGAGCAAGGGACAGGCCCCGUGGGGCUGAGAAGGGUCCAGUGUGCAGGGAACGAGACUCGUCUGGCUGGCUGUGACAUCUCCACAUCUGAGACGGCUCAGGAAGGAAUUGCUGAGGCUGUCGGUGUUGUUUGCUCAGGGAGCAGGCAGAUCAGACUGAUGAAUGGGCCAGGUCGCUGUGCCGGGAGAGUGGAGAUUUAUUACAAUGGCACCUGGGGGACAGUUUGUGAUGAUUUCUGGGACCUGACAGACUCCAAUGUUGUUUGCAAGCAGCUGGGAUGUGGACAUGCCAUCAAUGCAACUGUUUCUGCUUAUUAUGGACAAGGAUCAGGCCAGAUCUGGUUGGAUGAUGUGAACUGUACUGGGAAUGAAUCCAAUCUCUGGGCCUGUCCUUCUGCAGGCUGGGACCAGCACAACUGCAGACACAAGGAGGAUGCAGGAGUUCUCUGCUCAGGGCUCACAGAUCUGAGGCUGGUGAAUGGCAGUGACUGUGCUGGGCGUCUGGAAGUUUUCUACAAUGGGACAUGGGGCAGCGUUUGCAACACUCCUAUGGAUGCAGUUACCAGAGCACUUAUAUGCAAACAGCUAGACUGUGGAGAUAGUGGGACUCUCGUAAGUGAGUUUACAUAUGGAACUGGCUCUGGACAUACCUGGGUGGAUAAUAUUCGAUGCAAUAAGCAGCACAGCUCCCUGUGGCAAUGCCCAUCAGACCCAUGGACUCCAGAGUCAUGUAAGGCCAGAGAACAAGAAACCCACUUAUCAUGUAAAGGUAAAUACUUCACCUUGCAGCCACUGGAUCAUGUUAAGUCUCUUGAAGCCAGAUUAAAAAGCCAUUUCAUCUCAGAAAUCUCCUCAUAUAGAGGGGAUUCAGGGCAAAAAGUGAAACCAACUCAGCCCCAGGUUACUGAAUGCCCGAACUCGACGAGCUGCACAGACAAAGAGAAGUUGCGCCUCGUGGGAGGAGAGGACAGAUGCUCGGGCCGAGUGGAGGUUUGGUACCGUGGCUCCUGGGGCACAGUCUGUGAUGACUCCUGGGACGUGGCAGAUGCUAACGUGGCAUGUAAACAGCUGGGCUGUGGAGCGGCUGUGUCUGCCCUGGGUGAGGCUGCAUUCGGCGAGGGGACUGGACCCAUCUGGGUGGAGACGCUGAAUUGUAGAGGGAGAGAAUCAUCUCUCUGGGACUGUCCUGCCAAGCCCUGGGGUGAUAGCAACUGUGGUCAUAAGGAAGAUGCUGCCGUGAAUUGCUCAGGUGCAACAGAGACAACACCUUCUUCAGCUACAACAGCUCCCCUGGACCACCCUUUGACCGACAGUGGGAGAAUCAUGCUGCCUGUGAUCAUCUGCAUAAUCCUUGGGACCCUGCUCUGUCUGGUCUUAAUCGUGCUGGGUGUGCAAGUACAAAGGGCCAGGGCACAGAUCAGAGGUGCCACAAAAUCCUCAGAUCCUGUGUAUGAGGAAAUUGAUUAUAACCGGAUGGGAGAGAAGCAGAUGUUGAGUCACUCAGUCUCCUAUACAAAAGGUUCAGUGACAAAGCUGCAAUAUUAUACUGGGGACAGUGAGGGGGAAAAUGAUUCCGGAUCAGAACAAGGUGGUUCUCAAUUGGAUUAUGAUAUUGUGGAGGAGCCUGCAUUGAGUGAUGCCCACCAGACUCCAGAUGACCAAGAGGUACCUGCCCCACCUGGAAGUAUCCCAGCAGAUGGUUAUGAUGAUGUCAGAGAUGUUUCUGACCCUGAAAAUAACUGGGGUGCAGAGCAGAAUAUCCAGGAAGUUACUGGGAUCCUUAGGGAGAGUGACAGGAAAAAGGGUUCACAGAAAGAUUGGAGUCUGCAUUCCCUAAGAAGUGAAGGGACCUCAGGGCAUGAGAGAAACUAUGCAUCCCUGCCUCCUGGAGACCCAUGUUAUGAUGAUGUUGAAGCUGGUGUUCCUAAGACAUCAAUAUAAGAAUGACUGAGUUCAGAGCAGCAAUCCUGUGAAGAUAGAAAUGUUGUAUGAUUAGACUCUCUCUCUUCUGAAUGCUCACUGCUCACUGGGCAUCAGAGAUGGUCCCUGCUAUUGAUCUAGUUCACUCAGCUUUUAUAUUGGGCUUUUAGGUAGUUGCAACAAAUACAAGCGUGACUGAGACAGGGUCUGUGAUUUUUCACUGUAAUUUCUCAUUGAUCUGACUGCCGGAAACUUGUCCUGCUUUUUUAGUCCUAUUAUUGCUUCACCGUGGGUUUUUUUCAUAUUAAAUCCUUUUAGAAAGUUUAUUGCAGGAAUGGUGCAUCUCUCACAAGGUGCAUAAGGAGGCUCCCUGGGCUCAGAAGGGAGUGAAAUGGAGAAUGACCCACCAACAAAUAAUAAUUGAAAAGUGUCACCUCUGGGUAUUGCUGGUUGUUCAAUGGGCUGUUAGAUGGAGAACAAACAUUCUGUCAGCCGUGUGGUCAGA